Messenger RNA from Pungitius pungitius (ninespine stickleback), 543 nucleotides. RefSeq names its product Lipocalin-like. NCBI's taxonomy places the organism in Eukaryota, Metazoa, Chordata, Actinopteri, Perciformes, Gasterosteidae. Gene Ontology annotation, molecular function: small molecule binding. The coding region runs from base 1 to 543 and encodes 180 amino acids. The record is from RefSeq and is a predicted model, not a curated record. The transcript has 6 exons.
AUGACUCUGCUGCGCACUCUGCUGGGAGCGGUGCUCUGCUCCCUCGCGGCCUCUUCGGGGGUCGUACCGCAGGCCGACCUGAACCUGCAGGAGGUGUCGGGGAAGUGGUACCUGAUCGGAUUCGCCACCAACGCCCAGUGGUUUGUGAACCGCAGAGCCAGCAUGAAGAUGGGCACCGCCAUGUUGACCCCGACCGCUGAUGGGGACCUGGACAUUUCCUACGCCAGUCUCAACUCCGACGGCUCUUGUUGGAGAAUGAACCACUUGGCCAAGAAGACCGAUGUGCCUGGGAAGUUCACGUACACCAGCUGGAGGAAGCUGAAUGAGAUGUGCAUGGUCGACGUCAAGUACGACGAGUACGCCCUGGUCCACACCGUGAGGAGCAACGACCGCGACCCAACGGCUGUCAACAAACUCUACGGCCGGGACGUGGACCUCGGUGCCGAUCUGCUGGAGAAGUUCAGGCAGUUCUCCCUGGAGACCGGCGUCCUGCCUGAAAACAUCGUUUUCCUUCCCAAAAACGCCGAGUGCCCAGACGCCUAG